This is a messenger RNA of Paramecium tetraurelia, 1155 nucleotides long. RefSeq lists its product as uncharacterized. The transcript has 6 exons. Gene Ontology annotation, cellular component: cytosol. The record is from RefSeq and is a predicted model, not a curated record. Lineage: Eukaryota; Ciliophora; Oligohymenophorea; Peniculida; Parameciidae.
AUGGGAGCUACUUGUUGUUCAGGAACACCACAAACUUAGGAGAUUAAUUCAACAGCCCCUGCUAAACUUGAGGCCACAGUUGAAGAAAAUGAUCAUACGGGAACAGCCAAGCCAGGGGAGGUUCAAAAUUAAUACUAGGAGAAAGAGCCAAUAAAAGAGGAAUCCUAACAAGUUUAGGUUGAAGACCCUCCAUAAAGUGCAAAUCCCCCAGAUGAUGCUUAAAGAGAAAAAUAAAGGUAACAGAUUUCAUCACAUGGUCCAAACCCUGAAGAUGCUAAACCAUAUGACAAAGAUCCAUUUAUUGAAAAUGAGUAGGUUCGUAAAACACUUGAAAAACUCGGAAAUUAUCAUUACGAUGAUGCAUCCUUAUUGCACUUCCACGAUUGUAUUGAGUUAGGACCAUAUCAAUUUGAGAAUGGAGCCAUAUAUGUGGGUUAAUGGAAAAACCACUAAAGAUGGGGCAAAGGCAAGCAGUAUUGGCCUGACGGAUCAGUUUAUGAAGGAUUUUGGAGUUCCCAUACAGCGAAUGGGAAGGGAAGAUUAAUUCAUGCAGAUGGAGAUGCCUAUGAUGGAGAUUGGGUAGAUGACAGAGCAUAGGGCCAAGGAACUUAUUUUCAUGUUGAUGGUGCCAAAUACGAGGGAGAUUGGUUGGAAGAUUAAUAGCAUGGAAAAGGAACUGAAAUGUGGCCAGAUGGUGCCUAAUAUAUUGGAAGUUACGUAAAUGGAAAGAAAGAUGGAAAAGGUAAAUUUAAAUGGAGUGACGGAGCAACUUAUGAAGGCGACUUUAGAGACAACAAUAUUGAAGGUUUUGGAGAAUAUGUUUGGGCUGAUGGCAGAAAAUAUAAAGGUUAAUGGUAAAAUAAUAAAAUGCAUGGCAAAGGAGACUUUAACUGGCCUGAUGGAAAGUAAUAUAGUGGGGAUUAUGUUGAAGAUAAAAAGGAAGGAUACGGAAUUUUUAAAUGGUCUGAUGGCAAAUAAUAUAAAGGAUAUUGGAAGGAUGGAAAAUAACAUGGAAGAGGAAUAUUGGUCGAUAGAGAAGCCAGAGAAGUUGAAGCUGAAUGGGUCGAAGGAAGAAGAGUCAGAUCAGAUAAUUGAAUUAUCACAAAAUAUUAAGAUGAAUACUGUAUAGAUUUAUAAUUUGAUAAUAAAUCUAUG